This is a messenger RNA of Sclerotinia trifoliorum, 673 nucleotides long. NCBI's taxonomy places the organism in Eukaryota, Fungi, Ascomycota, Leotiomycetes, Helotiales, Sclerotiniaceae. The record is from the annotation of a GenBank genome assembly.
CCGAAGGUAAAACAUUUUAUCCUGAAUAGUUUUUGCCACCGACUGUUAUUCUUAAAAAGCGCAAGUCUGAUUGGGGUGAAAGGUUCGAGGUUGAAAAGUUCGAGGUUGAAAAGCUUAUAUAUCGCCAUCUUCCACCUCUUCAAGGAAAAUUUAUAUCUUGUUUAUAUAGUGAAGCGGUAUAUGAUGGAUCACCAACAUUGGUUUUAUCCGAAAUCGUUGGCCGAAGAUUAUUUGAUUUUACUAUGAAGCCUAAAGAGAACAAGGAAUUCAAAAGAAAGCUAGAAGAGGCUUGUAAAGCAUUUACUACGUAUGGAGUUACUCAUGAAGAUCCGAAAUUGGAUAAUGCUAUUGAUAUUGGAGAUCGAGUGAUCAUUAUAGAUUUGGAACAAUGUAUAAUCGAGGACACAAACUGGAAAGGAAGUAUGAACAAAGCAAGGGUGGGUUAUUUGAUGGACAGCCUUCAAUUGAAACGUCAGUGUGAAGAUGAGGCGAAACAAAGAGAGAAGAAAAUACUGCAAGAAAAUGCAGAGAGAAUAAGGUAAAGUAGAAAAUGCUCAAGUUUAGAUUAUAAUGUUCUAAUAUAUUAGACUUCGAAACCUCGCAAGCUCAAAUCGGCGAAUGGCAAUAAACUAAGACGGCUUUAAUUCCUUUGUUGUUUGGGAAUAGUACAAAG